Molecule: messenger RNA, 1997 nt
Organism: Eucalyptus grandis
Lineage: Eukaryota; Viridiplantae; Streptophyta; Magnoliopsida; Myrtales; Myrtaceae
Product: DDB1- and CUL4-associated factor 8
Exons: 5
Coding region: 270-1742 (490 amino acids)
Cellular component (GO): Cul4-RING E3 ubiquitin ligase complex; cytoplasm
Molecular function (GO): protein binding
Source: RefSeq, a predicted model, not a curated record
GCCCGAAACUUCACACGUCCUCCAUCACGCCCAGAAAAUUCCAUACACAGAGAUUUUUAGAGAGAGAGAGAGAGAGAGAGAGAGAGAGAGAUGGUGGAAGGAGGAGGACGGAGCUGCUCGAAGCCCGGAUCGGAGGCGUGAAGCUGCGGCCCUGGACGCUCCCGCCGGAAUCGGCUCGCCGGAGGAGUCAUCCGACUGACUGAAUCGCCGCCGUCGUCGGUGCGCUUCUCUUCAAUCCGCGCUCGACCCGGUUCAGUUCGUCUUUCCCGAUGGAACCGAUCGGGGAGACCAGCGCGAGCAAGCGGCGGCGGAUGAGCGGCCGCGGCGGCCUGGACGGGCCCGGGGGCGGGGUUUGGCUCCGCGAGAUCGGCGGGCUCAGUAGCAGGGGCUUCUCGUACCGGCACAGGGCUUCGGAGGAUCUUGUGCUGCGCUUCGAGAUCUACAGGAAGCUAAAAUCCCAUAGGGGUUGUGUGAAUACCAUCAGCUUUAACUCGAGUGGUGACAUCCUGGUCUCUGGUUCUGAUGACAGACAGGUUAUAAUGUGGGACUGGGAAAUUGGAAAUGUUAAGCUUUCAUUUCAUUCUGGUCAUCACAACAAUGUUUUCAAUGCAAAGAUCAUGCCUUACACAGAUGAUCGAAGAAUUGUCACUUGUGCUGCAGAUGGGCAGGUGAGAUAUGCUCAACUUGCAGAGAGUGGAUCUGUCAAGACAUCUUUGUUGGCCAAACAUCACGGUAGAGCUCAUAGAUUGGCCAUUGAGCCGGGAAGUCCCCAUGUGUUUUACUCAUGUGGGGAAGAUGGGUUAGUUCAACAUUUUGAUCUUAGGACUAAGAAUGUGACAGAACUUUUUACUUGCCAUCCAAUUGAUGAUAGGCUGCCGGUCAUUCAGUUAAAUGCUAUUGCAAUUGAUCCAAGGGAUCCAAACCUCUUUGCAGUUGCUGGGUCAGAUCAGUUCACCCGACUUUAUGAUAUCCGCAAGUAUAAGUGGGAUGGAUCUACGGACUUUGGCCAACCUGCCUAUUACUUCUGUCCUCCACAUUUGAUUAGUGAUGAACAAGUUGGAAUAACUGGCUUAGCCUUCUCAGAUCAGAGUGAGCUUCUGGUCUCUUACAAUGAUGAAUUUAUCUAUCUCUUCACUCAAGAUAUGGGAUUAGGUCCUGAUGCAGUUACAAGUGAGGUGGCAGUGUCUUCAUCCAGUACAGUUCUUAAGGAAAAAGUUAAUCCCCAAGUUUAUAAAGGGCACAUGAACUCUGAGACUGUGAAGGGUGUGAAUUUCUUUGGUCCUAAAUGUGAGUAUGUGGCAAGCGGAUCUGACUGUGGGAGAAUAUUCAUCUGGAAAAAACGGGGUGGAGAGCUCAUUCGAGUCAUGGAUGCUGAUGAGGAUGUGGUAAAUUGUGUGGAACCUCAUCCUCAUGAAGUAAUGUUGGCGAGCAGUGGACUUGAAGAUGAUGUCAAGAUAUGGACACCAAAGGCUAUUGAAAAAGCUAUACUACCCACCAAUAUCCAGCAGACAAGGCCGAAGCCUAGGGGCUGGAUGUACAGAAUAUCUUCUCCCCAGGACCUGCUGUUGCAAUUGUUUUCAAUGGAAAGACGAAGAACAGACUCGGGAGAUGAUAGAGAUGACUCCUCCAGCUCUGCAACUGGUCGGGAUCUCAUGGAGCUUAUUUUUACAUUUAAUGGAAACAAUGCCAGUGAUUCAGAUGAUGGGGGCGAUGCAUCUGGGCCCGAAGACUUAUUUAAUUGAGCUUCUGGGCUCGUCCGUCUUGCCUGUCUUGCCUGUCGGGUGGGCUUCCUAGGCACUGUACAUGCUUUCUUCAAAUGAAACUGCUUUGGCCAGUCUCCUGUAAAAAUUCCCCGUAGACCUGGUACUUGAUGAGGAAUCGCCUUCUGUGAUUGCGCAAUGAAUAAAUUAUCGAGUAUAGUAAGAUUUGGAUCUGAUGCAUGGAUAAUGAGUUGAGAUAAUGAAGCCGUAUCCCUGUGAAACGGAAUUGCUGGUAAA